Molecule: messenger RNA, 627 nt
Organism: Caenorhabditis briggsae
Lineage: Eukaryota; Metazoa; Nematoda; Chromadorea; Rhabditida; Rhabditidae
Gene: Cbr-flp-18
Product: Protein CBR-FLP-18
Exons: 5
Coding region: 1-627 (208 amino acids)
Source: RefSeq, a predicted model, not a curated record
AUGCAACGGUGGUCGGGCGUUAUUUUCAUUACGCUAUGUUGUUUGCUUCGUGAAGCGUCCGCAUAUACCGAGCCAAUCUAUGAGAUCGUCGAAGACGACAUACCAGCAGAGGAUAUUGAAGUGACUCGAGGAAACGAGAAACAAGACGGUCGGGUCUUCAAUAAACGAGACUUCGAUGGGGCGAUGCCAGGUGUGUUGCGCUUCGGAAAGCGUGGAGGUGUUUGGGAGAAAAGGGAGAGCAGCGUGCAGAAAAAGGAAAUGCCAGGAGUGCUUCGCUUCGGAAAACGUGCCUAUUUCGAUGAGAAGAAAAGUGUUCCAGGAGUUCUCCGUUUCGGAAAACGCUCAUACUUUGACGAGAAGAAAAGUGUUCCGGGCGUUCUUCGUUUCGGAAAACGUGACGUGCCAAUGGACAAACGGGAGAUCCCAGGAGUGUUGAGAUUCGGAAAGAGAGAUUACACGGAGGAGAUGUUUGACAAACGCAGCGAAGUGCCCGGAGUUCUUCGGUUCGGAAAGCGCGAUGUUCCCGGAGUUUUGAGAUUUGGAAAACGAUCUGAUUUGGAAGAGCAUUACGCUGGGGUUUUGCUCAAGAAAAGUGUCCCAGGAGUUCUCCGCUUCGGACGCAAAUGA